CUCAGACAUGUCUACUUCAAUGAUAGGGUACUUGCUAAGGCACCUGCUGAAUAUUUGAUGUUUCGACUAGCAGUAUCACGGAAUUCAAUCUAUCUACAUUCAAUUGAACAUUGAAUAGCAUUGUAUGAGGCUGGUACACGACGUGAUGCAGCUUCACAAGGUGUUACAAGUGCGGUGGUAUAUUCCUCAGCGGAAGUACAUUAGGUAGAUAAAUACUUAUGUAGAUAUGUGCCUAUUUACAGUAGCAGAUGUACCUGCUAGUGGUACAAGACCCAUUCGUGCUCAUCCGCUGCCCCAUGGCCCGGCCGCUUCAAGUUCAAAGCUUGAAUGGGGGACUAGGUAUCGGCCGGCUCUUUAUUUUUAUUUUUGCUUUUUUUCGGUCGUUGUGCUGCAUCAACCUCUCAGCUUCAAGUGUCACCGUCCAUCUUUGCCCUCUCGCGACGCUGCCUGAGCAACUGCUGCUGACGGUGCUUGUUCCCUUGCGCCAACCCACGGUCGUCAGUGUCGCAAUCCAAUCUAAGUGCACCCCGCGGUUCACCACCGAUUCGAGCCGAUUGGAUCGCCGCCCACGUGUAGUCGCUGAGACAGCUCACUUUUUUUUUUUUUCCUUCGCUGAUUCUUUCUCCCCCAGCCAACUAGGUUUCAGCACGGUAGCACUCUCUGCGCCAGCUGAAGUCUGCUUUUGGCUUUUGGCUCUUGGGCUUUAUAUAACUGCGUCGAUUCCGAUCCUCUUUGCACGGCUUCCCCUCCUUCUUUUGGUCAAGAUGGGCGACAUGGCGAACGAGAUCAAAUUGCUCUCGGGAAAUAGUCACCCGGUGCUGGCGAGCCUGGUGGCCGACCGGCUGGGCGUUGAAAUUGCGAAGACGCUUAGUCUCAAUUACUCUAACCAAGAGACGAGCGUCACGAUUGGUGAAUCGGUUCGCGACGAAGAUGUCUUCAUUCUCCAAUCCACUGCGCCGGGCGACAUCAACGAUGGCCUGAUGGAACUUUUGAUUAUGAUCCACGCUUGUCGAACCGCCUCUGCACGACGAAUUACUGCCGUUAUCCCUAACUUCCCGUACGCACGACAGGACAAGAAGGACAAGAGCCGUGCACCCAUAUCCGCCAAGCUCAUUGCGAACAUGUUGCAAACCGCCGGUUGCAACCAUGUCAUCACCAUGGAUUUGCAUGCUUCUCAGAUCCAAGGCUUCUUCAACGUUCCUGUAGAUAACCUCUACGCUGAGCCUAGCGUCCUGCGUUGGAUUCGCGAGAACCGAGGCACCGAGGAUGUCGUCAUAGUCAGUCCGGAUGCCGGUGGCGCCAAACGAGCUACUGCUAUCGCUGAUCGCUUGGACCGAGGCUUCGCUCUCAUCCACAAGGAGCGCCCUCGACCCAACGUUGUCGGACGCAUGGUUCUCGUUGGAGAUGUCGUGGACAAGGUCGCGAUCCUAGUCGAUGAUAUGGCAGAUACCUGCGGCACCCUAGCCAAGGCUGCUAAGACGGUCAAGGACCACGGCGCCGCCGAAGUCAUCGCCAUUGUCACCCACGGUAUCUUGAGCGGCGAUGCCAUCAACAUUCUUAAUGAGAGCUGUUUGAGUCAAAUCGUCGUCACCAACACCGUCCCCCUCGGUGACAAGGUAGACCGCUGCAGCAAGUUACGCGUUAUUGACGUAAGCCCUACACUGGCUGAGGCGAUCCGCCGAACUCACAACGGAGAGAGCGUCAGUUUCUUGUUUAACCAUGCUCCCGCUUGAUUGGGUCUGGGGGGACUCGGUGAACGGGAUACAUUGCUGUGUUAGAAGGGAAGGAUGUUUUGUGAUGGGAGAUUGCCUGAAGCGUAAUCUAGGUUUUAAUUGGCGUUAAUGGUACAGGGAACACGAUGCGCACGUGGGGGGCAUCAUUGCAUAUAAAAAUACCUCUAAACGACUGAGUUUCGAGGCGCCGUGAUAAAUCUGUCUGAAAACAUAUAAAGAUUGUAUGUAUUUAUCUAUGCGAGGAUAUAGGAGGGUUAUGCUGCAUGAUUUGGAGUGAGCGACAAUUUGCAUAGGUUGGCGAAAUCUAGAAUAGAUCGAUAAAAAUCGUGGCGUUUGGCGGUCCUUUUGGAUAUUUUAGAAAUACCUUGGAUAGAUAAGUGGCCAGACAAUUGCACAAUCAUACGAAGGUG
Molecule: messenger RNA, 2143 nt
Organism: Xylaria bambusicola
Lineage: Eukaryota; Fungi; Ascomycota; Sordariomycetes; Xylariales; Xylariaceae
Product: phosphoribosyltransferase-like protein
Exons: 5
Coding region: 249-1733 (494 amino acids)
Biological process (GO): purine nucleotide biosynthetic process; ribonucleoside monophosphate biosynthetic process; 5-phosphoribose 1-diphosphate biosynthetic process
Cellular component (GO): cytoplasm; ribose phosphate diphosphokinase complex
Molecular function (GO): magnesium ion binding; ribose phosphate diphosphokinase activity
Source: RefSeq, a predicted model, not a curated record